Diospyros lotus (date-plum) is the source of this 117-nucleotide messenger RNA. NCBI's taxonomy places the organism in Eukaryota, Viridiplantae, Streptophyta, Magnoliopsida, Ericales, Ebenaceae. The record is from the annotation of a RefSeq genome assembly.
AUCGAAUCUAUGGAAGCUUUGGUUUAUACAUUCCUCUUAGUCUCGACUCUAGGGAUAAUUUUUUUCGCUAUCUUUUUUCGAGAACCGCCUAAAGUUCCAACUAAAAGGUUGAAAUGA